This is a messenger RNA of Mitosporidium daphniae, 660 nucleotides long. RefSeq lists its product as uncharacterized. Gene Ontology annotation, biological process: peptidyl-serine dephosphorylation; double-strand break repair via homologous recombination. The transcript is spliced from 2 exons. The record is from RefSeq and is a predicted model, not a curated record. Gene Ontology annotation, molecular function: protein serine/threonine phosphatase activity. NCBI's taxonomy places the organism in Eukaryota, Fungi, Microsporidia. The coding region runs from base 1 to 660 and encodes 219 amino acids. Gene Ontology annotation, cellular component: nucleus; cytoplasm.
AUGAUCGAGGGCCUUCUCAAUGACCAGUUGCCCACAGAGGAUGAGGUGCGGCAUAUGUGCUAUGCGGCACGGGAUAUCCUCAUUGAUGAGGGUAACAUACAAUCAAUUCCUGCGCCAGUGACCGUCUGUGGAGACAUCCAUGGUCAGUUUUCAGACCUCAAAGAAUUAUUCAAAAUUGGAGGAUAUCCUCCUACGACGCGCUACCUAUUCUUGGGCGACUUUGUAGACCGGGGCCACAACUCUAUCGAGACGCUGCUACUGCUGGUGGCAUAUAAGCUGCGAUACCCGAAUCACGUUACACUGGUACGGGGCAACCACGAGUCGCGGCAAAUCACACAGAUUUACGGCUUCUAUGACGAAUGCAUCCGCAAAUACGGCUCGCCGAUGGUUUGGCGUCUUUGCUGUGAUUUAUUUGACUAUAUGAGCCUUGGAGCGCUCAUCGAACAAUCGUAUCUAGGUGUUCAUGGCGGGCUCUCCCCAUCCAUUUCCUCUCUGGACGAGGUAACACAUCCUGAUCGCCAAUUGCUAGAUAAGGAUGCUGGACCGGCGGCAGGAGAUCCCGCACGAUGGCCCCAUGUGCGAUCUUCUUUGGUCAGAUCCAGAAGACAGUGUUUCGGAAUGGACAUUAUCGCCUCGUGGAGCGGGAUACCUUUUUGGUGA